Messenger RNA from Zingiber officinale, 589 nucleotides. RefSeq lists its product as uncharacterized. Bases 39 to 437 code for a protein of 132 amino acids. NCBI's taxonomy places the organism in Eukaryota, Viridiplantae, Streptophyta, Magnoliopsida, Zingiberales, Zingiberaceae. The transcript has a single exon. The record is from RefSeq and is a predicted model, not a curated record.
UAUUUAUAUAUAGAUGAAUCGAUGUGCGUUAUGAUCGUAUGGCGUCUGGCAGUGUCAUUCUCCUUCUUUCUUCCUCCGGCAGCUUUGUAAGAGGCCGAUCUUGUUCGAUAUGUCCUAGCAACGAAAUGACACGGAGGCCGAAGAUGAUGAUAUCGUCGUUACGGUACGGGAAGCAGCUGCAACGACGGCGACAGCUGAGGGCGGAGCUGCCAGAGUCGGUUUGGAAGCCAGGAGAGGAUCAUAGAGAUGAAGAACUAAAAGUGGGGGAGGAGGAGGAGGAGGAGGAGCUGAUGGAGAUGGAAGAGGCGGCGAUCACGGCGGGACGCGACGAUGGAAGGGAGCCGGAUGAUUACGAUCGGAGGGCGCGCAUCUUUCAACAGAGUGCGAGGCUGGUUCAGGCACGCAAAGGUCCGCCGCCACCGCGGGAGCAAUUGUAACAGAGAUGUUUUGGAGUAAUUUAGGGAAUCAUUGGAUGCGUUUCACACUCGUUGCUUGGUGGGCCAUUAAGUUAAGUCCUUGGUUUGUAACGGGCCACGGCCCAAAUCAAUCCCAGUGGUCCGCUCCUUAGGGUUGCCCUUCUUUUUCUCCC